AUGUCUCUGAACCGGGUCCGCACAAUGGACACGGAGCAGUCUGCAGAGUACUCGGUGGAGUACUCGGCCCAGGUUUCCAGUGAUCCGGGCCGUGACGUGGGUCGGAGGCGUGAAGUGACCGUAGUGCAGUCCAGCUGCUGCCGCUGCCUGCCCCGCGCAGUGCGCCUCACCUUUACCCCCGAGUCGCUGGAAAGGCUCUAUCAGAACUACUUCCGUCGGCAGAGACAGGAGAACCUGCUAGUGCUGGUGAUGUUCGCCGCUCUCUUCAACAGCUUCGUCAUCAUCAUGUGUGCGGUUGUGUACACUGAGGACAAACUGGCGAUGGUGGUGGUGGCAGCUGUGGGGCUGACUGCGGACGUUGCGCUCUACGUGUUGUGCUGGUUGCAGAAACUCCCCGCAUCACCUGUGUGGCGCGGAGCAGUGGCCUACAUACUGUGGCUGAUGGUCACCGUGCAUGUUUUGUGUUACAUGGGACUAAACUACGAGCGCUUCCCACAUGCUAGUGACUCGGUGGGCUGGCAGACUUUCUUCAUUUUCUCCUGCUUUCUAACUUUGCCACUGAACCUGGUGGCCCUGCUUCUCCUCGCUGUCCUCUCGUGCGGGAUUCACACUCUGGUUUUGGGGAUCACGGUGGCUCAGAAGUUUAAGGAUGGCGCGCAGGGGGCGAUGCUGGUCAGACAGUUGCUAGCCAACGUGGUGCUGUACCUGUGUGCCAUCAUAGUGGGUGUGAUGUCGUACUACAUGGCAGACAGGAAGUACAGGACAGCAUUUUUGGAAGCUCGUCAGUCACUGGAGGUGAAACUAACACUGGAGGAGCAGAGCACUCAGCAGGAGGAACUAUUACUGUCCAUCCUGCCCAAACACAUUGCUGAUGAGAUGCUGCAGGGCAUGAAGAACCAGGCAAAUCAGAACGAAGUCCGGCAGCAGCAGCAGUUCAACACCAUGUACAUGUACCGCCAUGAAAACGUUAGCAUCCUGUUUGCAGACAUUGUGGGCUUCACCCAGUUGUCCUCAGCCUGCAGCGCCCAGGAGCUUGUAAAGCUGCUCAAUGAACUGUUUGCUCGCUUUGAUAAACUGGCAGCAGAACAUCAUCAGCUGAGGAUUAAGAUUCUUGGAGACUGUUACUAUUGCAUCUGUGGUGUUCCUGACUUCAGGGAGGACCAUGCCGUGUGUUCUAUAAAGAUGGGCCUGGCUAUGGUAAAAGCCAUCUCGUACGUUCGAGAAAAGACACAAACAGAGGUUGACAUGCGCGUGGGCGUCCACACCGGCACCGUGCUGGGAGGAGUACUCGGGCAGAAACGCUGGCAGUUUGAUGUUUGGUCCACAGAUGUCACUGUGGCCAAUAAAAUGGAAUCUGGAGGGAUUCCUGGGAGAGUGCAUAUUUCCCAGACCACAAAAGACAGUCUGCAUGGGGAAUUUGAACUGGAGCCAGGGAAUGGUGGAGAGAGGUGUGAGUACCUGCUGGAGAAAGGCAUUGACACUUACUUAGUUCUAGUUCCUAAGCAGAAAGCCAAUGGACUCAAUGGAAAUACACCUGGUACAUUGACCAAUAGAAAUUCCAAACAGUUGAUCAACACCACAGCAUCCAAUGGGAAUGCAGUCUCACAACAGUCCACACCUACUGAGUCUAAAAAGGAGAUGACUAACAGAGCCGAGGAACAAACCAUCAACAGACGACUCCAGCAGGAGCUGCUGGAGAGAGAGACUCAAAAAAUAAUGAAGGAUCAUGAGAUCAACCCCGUUUCUCUCCGUUUUGUGGAUGGAAAGUUGGAGGACCACUACUCCUCAGAGAAGGAGAGGAGGAGCGGAGCGGCCUUCUCCUGCUGCAUGAUUGUACUCCUUUUCAUCACAGCAAUGGAGGUCUUCAUAGACCCACUGUUGUUUGUGAACUAUGUGACUCUCGCAGUAGGACAGGUAUUGCUGCUAAUACUCACAGUAUGCUCCCUGGCAGCCAUCUUCCCCAGGAUGUUCUCCAAGAGGUUGGUGUCUUUCUCAAUGUGGAUUGAUCGCACACGAUGGGCGAGAAACACGUGGGCCAUGGCAAGCAUAUUUGUUCUAACCAUGGCUGUGAUCGCUGACAUGUUAAGUUGUGCACCUCCAUCCCUUCGGAUCUUCAACAGCACGUCUGGUCCAAUGUUGGAGUCGCUCGGUGAUGGAGGCUGUGCAGAUAAUCCGAAGCACUACAGCUUCAUGGCUGUGAUGUCACUCAUUGCAACAACCAUGUUGGUGCAAGUGAGCCACCUGAUUAAACUAGGCCUCAUGGUGCUGGUUGUCACAGCAACUGGAGCCGUUAAUAUCUACAGCUGGCGGGACCUAUAUGAUCUGUAUGAUUACAUGCAGUUUGCCUCCUACAGAACAUUGAUAGUGCCAUCCAAGUACCUCAUGACAGUGAUGAUUAUUGUUAUGAUGAUUGGCUUUUACUUCUUUGCACGCCACCUGGAGCAACAGUCAAGGAAACUAUUUCUGUGGAAGAUUGGCGUGCACGAUCAGAAAGAGAGAGUCUUUGAAAUGAGACGCUGGAAUGAAGCGUUGGUCACCAACAUGCUGCCAGAGCAUGUGGCAAAACACUUUCUGGGCACUAAAAAAAGAGACGAGGAGCUGUACAGCCAGGGGUAUGAUGAAAUAGGGGUAAUGUUUGCAUCCAUCCCCAAUUUUUCUGAUUUCUACACUGAGGAGAGCAUCAAUAACGGGGGCAUUGAGUGUCUGAGGAUUCUCAAUGAGAUAAUCUCCGACUUUGACAGCUUAUUAGACAGGGACGAGUUCAGGUGCAUUACUAAGAUCAAGACGAUUGGAAGCACCUACAUGGCCGCGUCAGGCCUCACACCGGAAAGCAACACAAAUGGAUAUGGCAACCGCAAGCCAGAGGACCAGUUGCUGAUUGAGCGCUGGCAGCACCUCGCUGACCUGGCAGACUUUGCCUUGGCCAUGAAAGUCACCCUCAACAACCUCAACAAGCAGUCCUUCAACAACUUUAUGCUACGAAUCGGUCUAAAUAAAGGAGCAGUUCUGGCCGGAGUGAUCGGAGCUCGUAAACCUCACUAUGACAUCUGGGGCAACACGGUCAACGUGGCGAGCAGAAUGGAGUCAACUGGAGUGAUGGGAAACAUUCAGGUUGUAGAGGACUGCUAUGACAUCCUGAAGGAGUACGGCUUUCGUUUUAUCCGAAGAGGGCCCAUAUAUGUCAAAGGGAAAGGCGAGCUGCUGACCUUUUUCAUGAAAGGCAAAGACAAACCCAAUACCAAAGAUGGUGCAGUAACUACUACCCUUCCACACCAAGUUGGAGACCUUCACUGACUUUUUUUUUUAAUCUCUUCAAAUGGCAUAAGCCCAAUAACAGGCCUGAGCAAAAUGUCAGUUUUGUCAGCCAUGAAUUUCACAGGAUCUUGUUUUUUGUGCGCUUCAUAGCCCAUGUGAAGAAUAUGACGGUAGACUGACACAACAAAAACGCUAAUGCACAAUUAUCAGGACUUUUAUAGACAAAUGUUUCAAGAAACAUGUUUUGUAAAGUUGUAAACAAAUUAAGAAUGUCUUAGAGAGCUCCUGAGCUAAAGAUUGCUGCACUUGAUUCACAGAGUGCUACAGACACGAGAAAAACAAAAAUCUAUGUCUGAUUUUUUUCAACAUUUUUCAUUUCAUUAUUUGAAAAAGCAAACACUUCAUCCUCUUUGAUACAGUCCCUGUGAAUAAAUUUUAUAAGCUCACAUAUAAAAAGGACAUUGUUUAAAUCUUGAAAAACGGUAUGAAAAUUAAACGCAUCCCUACAGACUAUGACCUGUGACAAGGUGAGGUGUUUAUGUAUUUUGUGUGGUCAUCGUACAUAGACCUAAAGAGAUUUCUGUAGCCUUUAGAAAAAUUAUUAUGUAUGCUUUUAUGUCUGGUAGGUGAUUUAAACAAGAUCUCCAAAUUAUCUGAAAUAAAUAAUCCCACAAUAAGUAGUAUUAUACAUUUAAAGAACUAUCAGUUUGUCCAGGAUUGGCCGCUCCAUCGAAUUACACCAAAGUGUUUGCUGUUUCAUGUUCGAAAGAGUCUCUAAAAAGCCAGAAAUUUUAUAUCAGCAUCUACAGGUAACUGUAAGGGUCAAAAUGCAUCUUUCUGCAAUCAGGGAGAGAGUGAAUAAAAUCAAGCUGCAUGGAAGGUUGAAUUUGGCUAAGAGGAUUUUAGAGUAAAACUACAUUUUGUCGGUGAACACAGAUGCAAAGGCAAGGGCUUUUAGAAUAACUUUUUCUGCACAAAUAGAGUUCAUUGCUUACACUAACGGUAAACAUGGUUUGAUUGUUUUUUUUCCAGACCAAAGACAAUUUUGGGGGGCAAUGUAACCUCAUACAAUUUGUGGCGAGAAUGUUCUGGCUUAGGUUUAUUUCACUGCCUCUGGGAGCACACAGCUUAUAAUGAACAAUCCAAAUAUGAAUUCACAUCAAAGGGCGCAUGAAGGUAAUGUGAGGCCAUGUGUCUGAAAGCUUGGGUUGAAGCAGAUGUAGACUUUUUUUUUUACAGGAUAAUGAUCCUAAACAAGAAAAGAGCACACAAAGAAUAAAUGUAGGGUUAGUCAGAACCUAGAAGCGAAUCCCACUGUAUUUUUGUGUGGAGGUUUGAAAUAAGCAGUGCAUAACAGAAAAGGUACCAAGAAAGGUACUGAAGGAACUGAGCAUGUAAGAGUGGUCAAAGCUGCUCAUCUACAAGAUCAUGAAGUAGCUUCUGGUAUCAGCUAGUUCAUAUUAAUGUUGAAUAAACGAAUGGAAGAGGUCAGAGGCAUACAACAUCUUUAUCGGUAUGCACUGUUUCAAAAAGGGUCGGGUGUUUGCCUAGCCAAAACGUAUGUAAAUUACAAGUUUUCAGUAGAUAAAUAAUACAUGACUUUCCUUUUUCCUUUCUUUUUUAUGUAUCUUGCA
Pundamilia nyererei is the source of this 4889-nucleotide messenger RNA. RefSeq names its product adenylate cyclase type 3-like. Gene Ontology annotation, biological process: adenylate cyclase-activating G protein-coupled receptor signaling pathway; cAMP biosynthetic process; intracellular signal transduction. The coding region runs from base 1 to 3294 and encodes 1097 amino acids. NCBI's taxonomy places the organism in Eukaryota, Metazoa, Chordata, Actinopteri, Cichliformes, Cichlidae. The transcript is spliced from 20 exons. Gene Ontology annotation, cellular component: plasma membrane. Gene Ontology annotation, molecular function: adenylate cyclase activity. The record is from RefSeq and is a predicted model, not a curated record.